CAGCAUGCAACAAGAGUCGGAAACCAUGGAAGGCCUGGCAGACUCGGUCACCAUUGACAUGAGUGCGCCCGAAAGGGACCCACUGGCCCUCGACUUCGUCCACAACAGUCCGUCAUGUGAUCCCCUGCAUGAUUCGAUUACGGAGGUCGUAGUUGGUCUUGGUCAAGGAAGAGAGUCGGUCCGCGAAGAAACCACAGCACAGUCCCCCACCAGGCCUGACGCAGCUGUCCCCCCCCAAACCAAGCGACGACUAUUCCAGGACAAGAAGCCAAGCGAAGAGGAGGGCCAGGAACAAGAGUCAGAACAGUCUGACGAAUACUCCGGCAGUGAGUACGUUCAAGAAGAAGAAGACAGCCAGUCCGGUGCGUCGACUUCGAGCCACACAGACAGUGAGCGUCAGAAGCGACCUCUCCGACCACCUCCAGCUUCGGACAGUCCAGAGAUGGCAGACGCUCGUAUGGAGCCGGCAGAGGACGACGAACUUGCUGCGCAAGUGGCAGCUCUGAGGACGAGGAACGCUGCGUUGGCAGCGGCCAAGUUGGAACUCGUGCAGCGGGUAGCCUCCCUAGAAGCAAAGAAGGCCCGUCUCAUGGAGGAGAACCAAACGUUGCGUGACGAAGCGGCUGUCAACGAUCAAAGAGUGGCUCACCUCAAGAAGGCUCGGAGGGAAUUCAAGCACCAGAACCUCGAGACGGUCCACUCUCUCCAACAGGCGGUCGCUGAGCCUGGAACCAGCAAGCACACAGAGGCCACUUACUGGACCAACAUGAACGCUGUCGGCCAACGACUCAGCGAGCACGGUUGGCAGAAGGUUCUGCUGAAUGACCCCAACCUACCAAAAAAGGUUCCAUCGUGUGUCACUUCAAAGAAGGGCAACAUCGGCAUCGAGCAGGACGACAUCGAUGAGUGCUACGAGGAUGGCAGCGGAUCCUUGUACUCGGUGAUGCGGCACGUGGCAAUCAACCUCUUCAGGAUCGAGAACCUCCUGUAUUUCAGCUACGGAGGCACCAGGAGCACAAGGCGGCAAAAGGCAACCAUGGCACUUCCCAAAGAGCUGAAGAAUGAGUUUCUCGACCUGGCCGGAAAAAUCAUUGCCAACACCAAGUACAAGUGGUACAUCAGGUCGAAAGAGGUCACCAUCAAGGAAAUCGACAUCAAGCGCAUUGCCAAGAAAGCGCUCAUCAAUCUGAUGACGGAGCGGCGCCCAAAGUUCAAACCUACCAAAGAAGACACAAGUUCCUCAGAGUCCGAAGACGAUUCGGAUUAAUUUCCAUGUCCGAUACUGAUUGGCAGCUACCUUCAGUUACAUUUUGCAUUGUAAUUAUUUUCAUAUGCGUGAUACACUGCUUGUUACCACAAAUAAAUUAACCAUUCCAAAAAUUUCAUUGUUUUCUUUAACAUUCCAUGGCAUUGCUCGCAGCAAACACGAUUUUAAUUUCUACAGUUUGUCGCAAUUUCCAUAUUGCUCUAAUACAAUUUUUUCAAUUGUUCGUGCAACACGUUUCGUUAUAAACAAAAUCACGCUACGUUAACCCUUUCCCUCCGUUGCUGAUUGUUUUCCGACAGUUAAAUUGAACUGGAUCUGCAUUGCCGUGGCAGCGUAACCGCCAUGGCCGAAACAGUAAUUUUCGGAUUUUGGCCGACGAUUUCGAUAAAAAUUGCUUCGCGAAUUAUUCCGCGAAUAAUUACACAAAAAUUAAGUGGAUGUGGUGCGGAAUUAAAUUUUUUUUUUCCGACAGUUAAAUUGAACUGGAUCUGCAUUGCCGUGGCAGCGUAACCGCCAUGGCCGAAACAGUAAUUUUCGGUUUUUGGGCGAAAUUUCCACAUCAACUUGCUUCCCGAGUGAUUCCUCAACUAACUUUACAAAAAUUUUUAAUGAAACAGUGAAAUUUGAAUUUUUUGAGCGACAAUAGAAAUUACACCAUGCAACGCGACUAGGAUCGCACUCAGCUUUAUUUGGCGAUCAAAGUGCUAAACUGGCAGCGGAUCUGCAUUGCCGUGGCAGCGUAACCGCCAUGGCCGAAACAGUAAUUUUCGGAUUU
This is a messenger RNA of Cloeon dipterum, 2042 nucleotides long. RefSeq lists its product as uncharacterized. The coding region runs from base 5 to 1267 and encodes 420 amino acids. Lineage: Eukaryota; Metazoa; Arthropoda; Insecta; Ephemeroptera; Baetidae. The record is from RefSeq and is a predicted model, not a curated record. The transcript has 8 exons.